Anopheles merus is the source of this 519-nucleotide messenger RNA. RefSeq names its product larval cuticle protein A2B-like. Gene Ontology annotation, cellular component: extracellular matrix. Bases 40 to 435 code for a protein of 131 amino acids. The transcript has 2 exons. The record is from RefSeq and is a predicted model, not a curated record. NCBI's taxonomy places the organism in Eukaryota, Metazoa, Arthropoda, Insecta, Diptera, Culicidae.
GUUCGUCCCACACACAACACCUCACAAAUAUUUUGCAACAUGUAUUCCAAGAUCAUUGUUGUUCUGGCCCUUGUCGCCGCCGUCAGUGCUCAAAGCCACUACGGACAUCAACAACACUACCAGCCCCAGCCCUACCAUCACGAAGAGGAACAUUACGGACCAGUGCACUACGAGUAUCACUACGAUGUGCAUGAUGACCAUACCGGUGAUGUUCACGGCCAGAAGGAGGCUCGUAAGGACGACUCUACACAGGGCGAGUACUACCUGAUCGAUGCCGACGGCCACAAGCGUACCGUUACGUACCACGUUGAGGGUAAGAGCGGAUUCAUCGCGGAGGUGCACCGUGAGCCGAUCAAGGGAUACCAGGCACCGCAGCCACAGUACCACCAAUAUCAGCCCCAUCAGGCUCCGUCUCACUACAACUAUCAACACUAAAUUAUAGUAUAGUCAAACAAAUUUAUCGAAUAAUGUUAAUAAACUAACGAUAAAACUUAUCUACAUGUGAACUUGAAUAUAUUU